AUGAAUCAAAACCUUUCCAAUUUAAUCGAGAAAAUUGUAAAACACGUUUACAAUAUUCAAUUUGUGAUCUCCAUUGUCGGGUUUAUCCUAACAAUUCCCCAUUUAUACAUUCUAACGAGAAAGUCUAUGAGAACUUCUAGCAUUAAUUCAAUUAUGACUGGUAUUGCAAUUCUCGAUUUAAUUGUUCUUUUAAAAGUUAUUCUGGAGAGAUCCUAUUGGUUCUGGAUUUAUGAUAAUCCAUGUUUAAAUCAUAGCUCUUACUACUACGAGGUGCUCAUUUGGAUCGGAGAUUUCCUGAACGACACUGGAGAACGGGUUUCUUUCUGGAUGGGUGUAUUUCUAGUCCUUAUCAGAUUAAUUCUCAUAAAGAUGUCUGGAAGUACUCACCGCUUAUCAAGCUAUAUUUUCGGGUAUUUAGUGUUAAUUUUUCUGUUAAUCAUUCAUUUUUCAAUAUCGUACAGUUUUUAUUCGGAGUUGUAUCUUGUAGAAUGAAUGAACCCAUGGCUACCAGGAAAGCAAUGUAUUGAAUUUCCCAAAGAAUACAGUGAAAAACAAUAUAUUCGAAGAAUGCGAAAUACGGAGAAUGUUAUUGCAAUAGCUCACAAAUACAAUUUCAUUACCGGGAUGUCCAAGAUUCUUGUCAGUGUUCUUUACCCCGUUCUAGCGGUUAUUUUGAUUUUUGAUGUUCGAAAGUCUGCGAACAUUUCAUCGAAGGCUAACAGCAAAAGACAAAUUAAAAUAAAGUUGCCAACAUUUUUCAAAUACCACACUGGACGCAUGAUUUUGCUCAUGACAAUAUUCUACACAAUAGCCAGUGCUCCUGGAGGAAUAUCUGAUUUUAUUGUGAUCUUCUGCACUGUCGGGAACGACUCAAUUCUGAUGCUCAUUAUUGGAUACGGUUCCAUAUUUAUAUCCGCAUUAUUUUGCUUCAACGCUGCGUCUCAUUGUCUCAUCAACUUCUCAAUGUCCACAAAUUACCGGCAGGCCGCGAGAAUGGCAUUCACAAAACAAUGUAGCAGAAAUGUUAUAUCGGUAAUCUAAAU
Molecule: messenger RNA, 1043 nt
Organism: Caenorhabditis elegans
Lineage: Eukaryota; Metazoa; Nematoda; Chromadorea; Rhabditida; Rhabditidae
Source: the annotation of a RefSeq genome assembly